Molecule: messenger RNA, 1551 nt
Organism: Solanum tuberosum (potato)
Lineage: Eukaryota; Viridiplantae; Streptophyta; Magnoliopsida; Solanales; Solanaceae
Exons: 9
Coding region: 90-1031 (313 amino acids)
Biological process (GO): rRNA processing; tRNA 5'-leader removal
Cellular component (GO): ribonuclease MRP complex; ribonuclease P complex
Molecular function (GO): ribonuclease P RNA binding
Source: RefSeq, a predicted model, not a curated record
ACCCAACAUCCAUCAGCAUACACGACAAAUACAAUACAGCAAUCAAACGACAGCAGCGUCAACAGUAGGUUGGAGAGGGAAGCACAACAAUGGCGAAUGAAACAAUGGCUGAACAACAAAAGAAACGAACAAUGGAGGCAUUAGAGCGAAGAUUUGCUCAAGCAAAAGCUGAAAUUCAUCAACAGCAGCACAAGAACAAGAGAGUAGCUGUUACUACAACAAAAACUCUAGCUGAAAAUAACAUUGGAGUCACUUCCCAGAGUAUCAAUUCUUCGCCUUCGCCGCUCAAAUCAACUACUACUUCCUCAGCUCCGUCAUCCAAAAAAGGCUAUAUAUCUUUUUCUGGCCAUACAUCUGCUCAAGAUGUUGAACUGAAUAAUCCAGCAUACCUUCAGAUAACCCAUUCAGUAGACGAUAAUCUUCUGAAAAUUACCACUGAGAUUUCUGGUAAAAACAUGAUUGCUAACGAUAUUUUGCACGAUCUUCUCCAACAUGGUGAUUCAGCUCAGAAAUAUAUGCAGGGGUCAAAAAAUGUGAAAGUUGAUAACUGGAUUCUUCUUGAUAGUGUUGUGCAAAAAAGCAGCAUUGCUACUGGAGCUCGUAGUCGGGCUUUGCAGAGACAGUCGAAGAGAUCUAAAAGACACAUGUCCAUAAGGCAACAUAAGAAGUUUGGAUCAUUUGAUUUGCCUCAAGAGUACCAUAACUAUGACAUCUUCAAGCCAAUGCAUGAUAGGUGGAAAAACUAUGUGACAAAACUCCUAAAGAAUAUUGGGAAAAAUCAGUUAUCACAAUGUCUUCUUAAUGCAGACUUACAUGGUGCACUUAUUCUAGUUGUUCAGUGCAAAAUAGCAGGCUUAGUUGGUGUACGUGGUAUCAUGAUUCGUGAGACCAUAGAAACAUUUGGAAUAAUCUCAGAAGACAACAAAUUCCAAGUUGUACCAAAAAAGCUUUCUGUAUUUAUGCUACAAGUGGAUUGCUGGAAAGUUACAUUGCUUGGAGACAAACUCAUUUCAAGAAACAUGACUGCGUGAUCGAUAUUGUGAAGACAAAUAUUUAUCAUAUGGGAAAUUUCUUCACCUUUCAGUAUCAUCUUACAGAUGAACAAUGAUCCCAAUAGCUGUAUUAUUUCUUGGAAGAUCAAUUGGCCUAGUUUUCGUUCUUUUAGCCGAUGCUGAUCAAAAGAAAGACUACGUUGGGAUUACAAAGGGGCAUCUAAGGGCAUUAUUAGUUUUUGAAAUUUCAAUUCUGUAUUAGAAUUGAAUGCGUCUUUGUUAGGUAAGUUUUCCCUCGGUGAUAAGAAUUGAUGCAACAGUUUUUAUAUAUUUUUAUUGAGACACUGGUCAAGGAGCAUAUCAGUUGUUGCUGCAACAGAAAUUCAACAACAACUACGUACUCCGUGAAACCUCACAAGUGGGGUCGGGGGAGGGUGGUGUGUACACAACUUUAUACCUAACCUGUGAAGGUAGAUAAACUGUUUCUGAUUGAGAUAUUCCUCGGGUCAGUUAUAGGUGUACAGUUUAACUUUUUAUAUAGAAAGUGAUAUUUGUCAUA